UCUCACAAAACAAAACUCGAUUUGUAACUCUCACACCAUUUCCACUCAUAUCCCAUAAGCACCACCAUGGCUCCACCUAAAGAAAUUUCGACCCUUAUUUACCACAGUGGUCACAUUGUAGACGAUCCAGUUCAAGGAUCGACGUACCAAUGUACGACCCCAAUAUUUUUUUGCGCCAGUCGUUCUAUUAUGUUUACACAAUUCAUUCAAAAAAAUAACAAUCGUCUUCCUACUCGAGCAACUGAACAAGUUGCUCAAUUGUUAUUUCGUGUCCCUAUUUCAAUUCAUCUCGGUCAGACACGUUUCAUUUCAGCUCAACUAUUCGACAAUGAUGAUCUUAGAGGCGCGAUGGAAAAAAUUAUCCAGAAUCCACAAUUGAAUUAUGCCGAAUUCUAUGUUGUUACUGAGCUUAUUCCUCAACCACAACCAUCGUCUCCACAACCCUCAUGUCCACAACUACAACUACCGCCUCCACAACAGUUACCGUACAACAACAUAGACCUCAAUAAUCCAGUAUCUUCAUACAACAACCUUGAAUCACAAGACCCCUUUGACAUUUAUACUUCAUACACACAAAUAUUAUCCGAGAAUGAUUCCUUUUUUAAUGGCCAACAAACCUCCUUUGACCAACAAAACCAUCCUUCAUCCCCCUUUACGCCACCUUCACAGCUACCACAAACGCAAACAUUAAACCGAGAUGAACAUCUCAUUGCUAACGAAGAUCUCAUUAUACGAUUUCAUCAUGAAAACAUGGAUGAUAUUAGUGAGGAUGAGGAUCAACAGUUCUUUGAUCACAUCAAUCAGCAAAGUGAUGACCAAACCGAUGACGAGGGUGUUGGCAGGCCAACGACACCCCCGUCACCUCCGUUGCAAUAUCAGCAACCUAGGUGUCCAGUAGACUUGAACUUUGACCACCUACCACACUAUAUUGAUCGACACCAUUUUGUUCAUCAGCAACACAAUGUACAACCACCAGUCGGUGUACUCAAGGUUGGCAUGACCUUUGAUGACAAAGCACAAUGUAUUCGAGCAAUCAAAGAAUACAACAUCAGAAAUCAUUUUGAUUACAGAACAAUUUACUCUGACCAAAGAAGGCUAAACUUCGUCUGCAAGUUGCAUAAAAAUGGUUGUACAUGGAGCUUGGGCGCAUGCAAUUCAAAGAGGCAUAACAAAUGGAUUAUCAUGAGUAUCAGAGGUCAUCACACUUGUCUCGUGCCGAUGCUCAGACAAGAUCAUCGCCAACUCGACAAACACGUCAUAGCACAGAUCAUCCAACCAAUUGUCAAAACAAACCCAACCGUCUCCAUCAAGACGUUGAUUGCAGAGAUCAAAACGUUCAUGAAUUAUACCCCAUCCUACAAGAAGACAUGGUUAGCAAAGCAAAAAGCUUUGGAGAUGAUUCAUGGAAACUGGGAAGAAUCAUAUGCCAAACUGCCAAAACUUUUCGAAGCUUUGCAAUCUUGUGUUCCCGGGACAGUGGUCGCUGCUCAAACAGAAUCCUUGUAUGAGGGGGGAGAAAUAGUACCGGGCAAAAGAUUGAUUAAAUGUGUCUUUUGGUCAUUUGGUCCAUGCAUUAAUGGUUUUGCAUAUUUCAAACCCAUUAUACAAGUAGAUGGUACAUGGCUUUAUGGAAAGUAUACUGGCACACUGUUGAUAGCUACCAUACAAGAUGGAGCUAACUAUAUCUUCCUGAUUGCCUAUGCCAUUGUAGAAGACUGACACCCCUCAAUUAUAAGUUCCUACAACAACCCAAGUAACUUAUGGGUCCAGGACAGAUCCCAUUUCUUUUGCCUGCGCCACAUUGCAAAAAACUUUCUUCGUGGUAACUCAAACUGCAAACAUUUAAAGAAACCACUUAUGUUGGCUGGUUACGCAUACAUGGAGAAGAUGCACUGGCGACAUCUUGGGGAUAUUCGUGCGAAUAAGCCAAGUGCAGCUGAAUGGCUUGAUCAAUUACCCAAACAAAAAUGGGUACAAUGCUUUGAUUAGGGGAAACGUUGGGGACAUAUGACUACCAAUUUGUCAGAGUCUGUUAAUUCCAUAUUCAAAAACACAAGACAUUUGCUGGUGUCAUCGUUGGUUGAGGAGACGUAUUUCAAGAGCACACAACUUGUUGCUAAUAGAGGUCGACAAACUCAGGCAAUGAUCAACUCCGGCUCACAGUAUUCUGAAGUCGUCUUUGAUGCAAUCAAUAGUGGUCAACAAGAAUCUAAUACACACAUUGUAAAUGAAUUCGACAGACACAAUCACACUUUUAUUAUAACAGAGACUCAAUUCCCACUUGAAACACCCAGACCACCUGGAAGGUUUAGAGUAAUGUUACAAUCCCAAAAGUAUGAUUGUGGUGAAUUUCAGGCUAAACAUUUAUCGUGUUCUCACGUCAUGGCUACCUGUAAAUCUGUCAAUGUUGAUCCCAUGACCUAUGUGCCAAUGAUAUUCACUUUACAACACAUUUUGCACAUCUACGACAACUCCUUUGAUUUAUUGCCACACGAAUCAAUGUGGCAAGAAUAUGAAGGAGAUCAGUGGGGUCCUGAUCCAAGGAGAAAGAGGACUGCAAAGGGUCGUCCCGUUUCAACUCGCAUUCCUACUCAGAUGGACGAAGACGAAAAUGAACGAGCAAAUAGAAAAAAAUGUGAACUUUGCCGACAACAUGGUCAUAGCAGAAAUAAUUGUCCUAAUGUAUCCUCAUCUUAGUUUUUCCUUAGACAAAUGUCAUUGUUUAAAUAUUUUAUUGAUGACGUAGUAUAAUGUUCUUAUAUAAAUAAAUUGUUAAAAGCUUUAGUUUUA
Molecule: messenger RNA, 2790 nt
Organism: Glycine soja
Lineage: Eukaryota; Viridiplantae; Streptophyta; Magnoliopsida; Fabales; Fabaceae
Exons: 3
Coding region: 67-1719 (550 amino acids)
Source: RefSeq, a predicted model, not a curated record